Saccostrea cuccullata (small rock oyster) is the source of this 1292-nucleotide messenger RNA. RefSeq lists its product as uncharacterized. NCBI's taxonomy places the organism in Eukaryota, Metazoa, Mollusca, Bivalvia, Ostreida, Ostreidae. The coding region runs from base 39 to 1178 and encodes 379 amino acids. The record is from RefSeq and is a predicted model, not a curated record. The transcript is spliced from 4 exons.
UCAGAGGUUUGGAGCAUACGGCUACAGGAAGUUGCAAAAUGUCAUCCAACUCAUCAGGUCAAAGUAUCAAAUUUAGUGUGGAGUUCCGAGACACUGUAUACAGAAUUAACCCGGACUAUUUGUCUUGUAAGCACAAAGUCUUGUUCGAAGACAACGCAACAGACACCCUUAGGGACCAAGGCAGCGAACCUCACCUCUCUUUGUCUACAGAUUUUGCAGAUGGCAGGAAAUCAUUUUCGGAUAUCACCAAAUCUGAUAGUCCCUCCAAGUCUGUGUCAAAUAUUGAGGAAACUUUCUCUGACUCUGCGAUAAGAACUUUACAUAGUAAACACUUUUCAAACGACCGCAAGGGACUAAGAGGCUGGGAAGUUUGUUUAAGAACACAUUCUGCACAGUCUUGCCAUUAUCGAAAACUGAGGUCGGAUCACAAAGAUCUUCAGCGAAGCAGAAGUCUCUCCGCCAAAAUAAAUUCGACCAGACGUGAGAAGUUUAAAGUUUCCAAAAUUUCCAUCUUUUCCCCUGGGACAUGCAGUAGUCGUCUUAGUCAUCGAGACUCCUUAGAAAACACUAACAAGAAAGAUAACGGACACGCCCACUCUUCCUCCGCCAGUUUGAUUCGAGGGAGCUAUUACUGUACACCGGGCUAUGUUACGACUAUUCCAAAGCCUAUUUCAUACAAGUUCAAACACUUUGAGUACACCAGUAACUACAUCGAACAAUACAGGAAUGAAUACACGUAUCCACGCCUAGUAGAACCCCCUAAGCCUCCCCCGUCAGGUUCCUGUAAUUGCGAGGUUAAAGGUGAGGUAAUUCCAGGCAAACAGCCGGAGUUCCAAUGGGUGGAGCAAUGUCAGGCCUGUUCCAGACAUCAACAGGAGGGCCAUAGUUCUAGUGGACUCACCAUCAACAGCAUCAGUAGUAUCAGUACAUCCAGCCAGGGACCGGACCGAUCUCGGCAGACGCCUCACCAUCUUCUUGCUCACAACGGCGUUUUGAAAACGGAGUUCUACAAUAACCCUUUGAUGAUAGACAACACCAAACUGGAGCGCAACAAGACGCCAGCUCUGAGCAGGAACAGGCCAAGCAUCUUAUCCACAGUCAGACCCGUCUUACACCCCAACUCCUCCGUGGCCCUACCCGUCAAAAGACCCACGUACCAACCCCAGUCCCAUAAAUAAAAUGUUUAAACAGGGGCAUGUCCCAUAUCCGUCAAAAGUGUCACGUAUCAACCCCACUCCAACAAAUAAUAUGUAUUUGUCAGGGACACACCUCAUAUCCGUCAAAAGGCCCAA